UGACCGAGGGCAAGCACGCGCGCCUCAGCUGCUAUGUGACGGGCGAGCCCAAGCCCGAGACCGUGUGGAAGAAGGAUGGGCAGCUGGUGGCCGAGGGCCGGCGACACCUGGUGUACGAGGACGCGCAGGAAAACUUUGUGCUCAAGAUCCUCUUCUGCAAGCAGUCGGACCGUGGCCUCUACACGUGCACAGCGUCCAACCUCGUGGGCCAGACCUACAGCUCCGUGCUGGUCGUUGUGCGAGAGCCCACAGUGCCCUUCAAGACGAGGCUGCAGGACCUGGAGGUGCAGGAGAAGGGGUCGGCCACGUUUCAGUGCGAGGUGCCGCUGCCGACCACGGAGGCUGUGUGGUACAAGGAAGAGACACGGCUGUGGGCCAGCGCCAAGUAUGCCAUCGAGGAGGCGGGCACAGAGCGCCGGCUCACUGUCCACAAUGCUUCCACUGACGAUGACGCGGUGUACAUCUGUGAGAUGGCCGAGGGCAGCCGCACGGUGGCCGAGCUCGCAGUACAAGGCAACCUCACCCGAAAGCUCCCGAGAAAGACAGUGGUGCGAGUGGGGGACACUGCCAUGUUCUGCGUAGAGCUGGCCAGGCCAGAGGGCCCGGUCCACUGGCUUCGGAACCAUGAGGAGGUGGUGGCCGGGGGCCGAGUAGCCAUCACCACUGAAGGCACAUGCCACACGCUGACCAUCUCCAAGUGCAGCCUGGAGGAUGUGGGUGAGGUGGCCUUUGUGGCUGGGGACUGCCGGACGUCCACUCAGUUCUUGGUGUCAGCCCCCAGGAAGCCACCACCACACACCCCUGAGGCCCCUGUGGUCAAGGCCAAGACAGAGAGUUCCGUGACUCUCAGCUGGUCCCCACCACCCCAUGGGGACCGCCCUGUCACCAUUGAUGGCUACGUGGUGGAGAAGAAGCGAUUGGGCACCUACACUUGGAGCCGAUGCCAUGAGGCCGAGUGGGUGGCUACACCUGAGCUGACUGUGGACUGUGUGGCUGAGGAGGGGGACUUCCAGUUCCGUGUGUCAGCUGUAAACAGCUUUGGCCAGAGCUCCUACCUUGAGUUCCCGGGGACUGUCCACCUGGCACCCCAGCUGGCUGUGAAGACGCCUCUGAAGGCAGUGGAGGCGGUGGAGGGCAGUGAGGUGACCUUCUCUGUGGACCUCACUUCGGUCUCUGUGGGCGAGUGGUUCCUGGAUGGGCAGGUCCUGAAGGCCAGCAACACAUAUGUGAUCCGCUGCGAGGGCACACGGCAUGUCCUCACCAUCCGCUCAGUACCUGCCAGCCUGCAUGGUGCUGAGCUCAAGUUUGUGGCCAAUGGCAUCGAAAGCAGCAUCCGCAUGGAGGUCCGAGGGCUGACCACCAAGCAUCCAACGGAAGUUCGGGAGGUGCUGGCCCGACUACACGAGGAGGCACAGCUUCUGGCAGAGCUGUCAGACCAGGCUACGGCUGUAACGUGGCUCAAGGACGGCCGAGCACUGCCCCCAGGCCCCAAGUACAAGGUGCAGGCUUCAGCAGGACAGCGGGCACUGCUGGUGCGGGAUGUGGCGCGGGACGACGCUGGCCUGUAUGAGUGUGUCAGCCGUGGGGGCCGCAUCGCCUACCACCUGUCAGUUCAAGCUGCCCUCGCAGGACUCACACCCUUUCUGCACAAAGACUCGGCAGGUGGCUGCGUGGACACGGUGGCCGGGGGUCCGGCCCACUUUGAGUGCGAGACUGCGGAGGCCCAUGUGCCCGUGCGCUGGUUCAAGGAUGGCUUGGAGCUCGGCCACUCCUCGCACUUCUCACAGGAGGAUGUGGGCACACGGCAUCGACUGGUGGCCAACUCAGUCACCAGGCAAGACGAGGGCACCUAUUCAUGCCGCGUGGGCGAGCACUCGGUGGAUUUCCAGCUGCGUGUCUGUGAGCCCACGGUGGUGUUUGCCAAGGAGCAGUCGGCACACAGCGAGGUGAAGGCCACGGCCGGGGCCAGUGCCACGCUGAGCUGCGAGGUGGCCCAGGCUCAGACUCAGGUGACGUGGUACAAGGAUGGCAAGAAGCUGAGCGGGAGCUCGAAAGUGCGCGUGGAGGCCACGGGCUGCACCCGGCGGCUGGUGCUGCAGCAGGCGGCGAAGGGGGACAGCGGGAAGUACAGCUGCGAGGCCGGGGGCCAGAAG
Messenger RNA from Myotis lucifugus (little brown bat), 2153 nucleotides. RefSeq names its product obscurin-like. The annotation marks the transcript as partial. The transcript has 8 exons. The record is from RefSeq and is a predicted model, not a curated record. Gene Ontology annotation, molecular function: protein binding. Lineage: Eukaryota; Metazoa; Chordata; Mammalia; Chiroptera; Vespertilionidae.